This is a messenger RNA of Rhipicephalus microplus (southern cattle tick), 1599 nucleotides long. RefSeq lists its product as uncharacterized. Gene Ontology annotation, cellular component: nucleus. The record is from RefSeq and is a predicted model, not a curated record. NCBI's taxonomy places the organism in Eukaryota, Metazoa, Arthropoda, Arachnida, Ixodida, Ixodidae. Gene Ontology annotation, molecular function: ATP binding; ATP hydrolysis activity.
AAGCUGAACCGACACUAGUGCCGCUGGUGUUGCCUACUGUUCCCGGUGGUCUCUCUACUGUUGGAUCAAAUAAUGAUUUCAGGCUUGUGUUGGACAUCUACAAAAUGAGUGCCGAGAUAAAAUCAAAGUACCCAUUCGUAACCAAUGUCCAGCUUGUUUAUCGAUUCAAAAGGGCUAUGCAGGAGUAUCACCAGAUGUUCCAAAGGCAACUGCUCGGUACCUUAGAAGAAAAAAAUACGUUCAUCAAUGCCCAGCUGCCCGUACCAGAAGAAGUUCUUGGAAAGCUCAAGGAAGCUUCACUUGCUAUUGAGCAGCUGAAUAUUGCCAUUCAGGCAUGUGAUGAAAUCACAAAGCAACUACAAAGGAAUAAAAAGCUGAAUAGACUGGUGCAAGUUCUUCCCCUGUUGAGGCAGCGACUGAGACACAUACUGCCUCGACAGCAACGUGCAAAGGAUCGCUGUCCCGAGCAAGCCGAAACUGUAGAAGUUCAGCAGCAGUCGAAGCCUACAGAAGAAGUACCUCAGGAAAGGAUCCUCAAGCAUCCUCAGCAGGAUCAGCAACAGUAACGACAAUUAGCUUAUUGACAGCAUGUGUCGACAGAGGGCCUCUGCUGCUACAGCAGCACUGAUACCAACAAGCACUCGGUCUCAAAAAAGUCUGUCAAACAGUUUCUUUCCGAUGUGUGAAAAUGAUGAAGUCUUCAAAGCAUUUGUUGGUCAUGCCGUGGCAUUGCAUUGGAACCAUUGCCUUGGAAAGAGACAGCCCUAUUGUUUUUUAGUUAACCCUGCAGUCCUACAGAACUAGUCCAUGGCGCACAGUGGGCCACUGUUCAUUCCAUGAUAACUCAGUGCUAUGCCUGGAGAGCACUGUUUGUUGCAAGAUUGCGGCAAGCGCCUUUGAAUUGUGAGCAGGCACAUUUAAGCGCAGUGUACAACAUACCGGUGUAUCUGUCAAAGCACCACUUCAAGUUGCAUCGUACCAAAGGCUACAGAUGUAAAACCCAUUCACCGUUCACUCUGCUUUGGGUGGAUUGAGUACACCUGAACCCAUGGUAACGACCAACAUUGUUGGUAGUUGCCAGAAUUUGGUAACCAAGAUGACAGCCUCGCUUUCCUGUCGUUAUUGACAUGGCCCAUUGUUGAUGCCUCAGACCAUGGCAGAACAACAGAUGGUGUGAACGUUUAAUGUCUUAUUGCAGUGCUGUGACUGGGGAUCUGUGCACUGGGCCCUUAAGUUGAUGCUAGUAUAUUUGUGAAUUCUGGAACUGUGACUUCACAAGUAUUCUACUAAAACAACUGGCCUGUCUUUCAGUGCGCAUUAUUUCUCUUACUUGCAGGUUGUGGCAAUGCAACUUUUUUAGAUGUGGUCAUGUGGUCAUCACUGUUGUCCUUCGAGCCUAACAUAUGUUAUCUUUUCUGGCAUUUUGUUACUGGCAAUGACACAGUUUGCACUGGAGCUGUGUUUCAUAUCCAUCCACCUAUUAUAAGAAUUGUUUUAUAUUCAUGCUUUCAAGAUGAACGGUUACCUUGAGGUUACCGUAAUCGUACAUAUUUAUGUUUUAGUGAAAAUUAUAAUAAAAUGUUUCUUCUCUUGGCUUAA